Messenger RNA from Humulus lupulus (European hop), 3218 nucleotides. RefSeq lists its product as uncharacterized. Gene Ontology annotation, molecular function: ubiquitin binding. The transcript is spliced from 10 exons. Bases 317 to 2995 code for a protein of 892 amino acids. The record is from RefSeq and is a predicted model, not a curated record. Lineage: Eukaryota; Viridiplantae; Streptophyta; Magnoliopsida; Rosales; Cannabaceae.
AAUAAACUUCAUUUUUCAACUCUCCAAAAAACCUCACCACCACCAAUUCAGCCGUCACUCCAUUUUCUAGCCGCCGCCGCCGCCGCAGCAGCCGCCGCCACUGUCAUCGUCGAGGUUGCGCCUUUUCUUAUCUGAAAGUUUCAAGUGGUGGGAGGAGAGUUCUGGAUUGUUGGUGAUUGUAGUGGUUUUCUUGACAGUAGAGUAAAACAAAUCCAUUUCAGGGUUUUAGCUCCCCUGACUCUCCACAUUCCAUUGAAGAAGCCUCCGAGUCUUGAGUUUGGGGGAAAGAGAGGGACACCCAGUUGCGGAAACGACUAUGUCAUAUCACUCUGCUCAAUCUCAGUCAGAUGGGAACAAGGGUCUCGGCAAAACUCAGAAGAUCUUUGUGGCCAAAAAUCUAGAUAAAGAAGAAAAUCAGAAUCAAAUUCAAAAUCGAAACUCAGUAUCAAAAAAACCAAACCCAAGUUCGACAUUGUCUAAUUCUCUUAGGCAAUCGCUCUCACAGCAAUCCGAUGCCGCAGCUUCUGUGAGUAAGGUUCAGACCGGUGACAAAGGAGGUUCACGAUUGAGCGGAGCAUGCAGUGAUGGAAAGUUCGUUAAUUAUUUGCCCCAGGAUGAGGCUGUGGCAGCUGGGUUUGGUGCUGAUGAAGGUGGACUGGAUCCAGUUGAGUCUCAAAGAGUUGUAGAUCUUUUGAAUCGCGAGCUUUCUCGUUUGCUUAAGUUGAAUCCUAAAGAAUUUUGGAGGGAAGUGGCUAUGGACACUUCUUUGCAUGAUUUCCUGGAUAGCUUUUUACAGUUUAGGAGUAGAUGGUACGAUUUCCCUCACCAUGGAGCCAAGGGAACUGUUGCAGGGGUCAUUGUUGGAGAGUAUGAUUUAAGCCGCCGUGUAUUUAUGGUGUUAUAUCGCAUAUCAUCCAAUAGGGAUCCGGGGGCUCGUGCUGCUGACAGCCUCAGUCUAAAAGACCAUGGAGUUCUCUUGCAGGAAAAGAAGUUGCUUGACUUGCCUAUGUUGUUAGAUAUAUGUGCUGUAUAUGGUCAUGAAAAUGAAGAUUUGACCAUGGUUUUGGUCAGGAAUGCUUUAAGUGCUCAGCCUAUUAUUCAUGAAAAUUUGGCUUCAGUAGUGUCACAGUUUCUGAGCAUUACUCACACAAUGCAUCAACGUUGCAGCACAUCCCUUGAGGUUCUGUUCUCUUCGGGAAGUCAUGGAGAGCAUGGAUCUAGUCGUCUUCAUGUUGAUAUGCAGGAGGUGAUGGAUUUCAUUAAUGAUGCGAUUGUAUCAAUGGAUGCAUUUGUUAGUGCGUACAAACCAGCGGCUCUGUUCUUUUCAUUCCCUGUUGAAAUAAGUGACGGGAGUGAAGAAAUACUCUUCACUCUUGCAAAGUUGCACGAUUCAUUCCUUCCAUCUCUACAGCGUGGUUUCCAUGUGCUUUUAACAUCCAGAGAAGAUCAAACGAUGUCUAGUAUUGAUGUGGGUUUGAAACUGUUAGCAACGAGAAUAAUCAAGUUUGGAUGGAAAUUAUUGGACUUGUGCUAUUUGAGUGAUGAGGUGUUCGAAGAUGAUCUCCCCAUACCAGCUGCAACAAAAAUGUUCCCAGCCAAUAUAGAAGAUCCUGGUAUAAGGGCUGAUAUUUUAAUUCAAACUUUUAGAGAAAUCACCACAGUUUCAGUAUCCAAUCAAGAGAACCCGAGCAGAGAAACUUUUCUUCAACAUAUUGAAAAGAACUUCAAUAUAAUGAGCAAACUGGAGAAUCUACAAGAAAUUGGGUGGAUAUUCAUAGACAACGAGCAGCUUGAGCACUUGUCUGGGAUAUUCAUGUCCGCUAAGAAGGCCACAAUGAAGGAGCUCCCUACUAUGCAAAGCCCUGUUACAAGCACCAAAGUACAGAUGGAUGAGGAUGCUGCAAUUAUGGAGUCUAAAAUAAGUCAAAUAAAAGAUCUAUUCCCUGAUUAUGGUAAGGGAUUCUUGGCUGCCUGUCUUGAGGCUUACAACCAGAAUCCUGAAGAGGUGAUUCAGAGGGUUCUCGAGGGGACUCUUCACGAAGAUCUUCAAACCAUGGAUACUUCACUGGAGACGAUGCCUAUACCCAAGGCGGCUGCAGUCGUUAGCAAGAACGAUAAAGGGAAAGGAAAAUUGGUAGAAUCUGCACCAGUAUCGUCCUCCCCCAAUUUAACGCCUGGGGAAAGGGUGCAACAGUGUGGAUCUUCUUCCAUCUCAUCUUCAUCUACUCAUGGAAGGUUUGUUAGGAAGUCUAAUGCUAAUGUGCUUGAUUCUAGUACUCUUGACGAUAAAAACCUGAAGGAUUCAUUGAGAACGGCUGCUCUUAUAUCGCAAUAUGAAUACGACGAUGAGUACGAUGAUUCUUUCGAUGAUCUUGGUCUGAGUGUGGGAGAGUCAGGGUUGGAGGACAAUGAGAGUUUGAGGGACAAAAUUAGCUCCAAUGCGGGAAAACCUUGGCAAAAAGAGACCGAGGGCUCUUCCCAGAAUAUUUCUAAUUCGAAAUGGGGCUCGAGAAAGAAACCUCAGUACUAUGUGAAGGACGGUAAGAAUUACAGUUACAAAGUUGAAGGUUCGAUUGCAGUUGCAAAUGCUGGUGAAGCAUCGUUAAUUACUCAAGCCCAGGUAGAACUAAUCCAUGGCCUCGGCCGUGGUGGCAACCUUCCACUUGGUGCUGUGAAGAAGUUGAUGGAGACUUCUAACGACCAAGAUAAGCAGCAGCAGCAGCAACAACAACAUGAUGUUACUGAGACAGAAGGAAACAGAUUUGGGAAUUCUAGAGGAUGGGGACGGGGAAGGAGGGGAGGCGGCCGAGCCAAUGGGGAGGAGCAAGAGAAGAGGUUUGGGGUUUCGGAGGAUGAAGAAGGGAGAGAGAAUACAGGGAAUUUCAGGGGAAGAGGAAGGAGAGGAGGAGGUGGAGGAGGAGGGGGUGGAAGGAGCAACCAUUACCGUAAGGAUCGAGCCAAUGCAAAGCACUUUUCCGGACUAAGUGGUUAUUAGAGAGGACAACUUUCAGGCAUUUUGAUCUUUCCUCAGCUCUCUUUCAUGACUAAUUGUAGUUUUUGUCCAUCAUUGUAAAUUGGGAAGAUUUUUUGGUUUUUGUGUUUGUGGUAAAAUUUGGUUUAGAAGUUUUGAUAUAAAUGCAAAUAUAAAUUGCUUAAAGAAUUAUGAGAGUGGUAUUUAUUCUCUGUUCACCAAAAGAAAUGAAAGGUUUGGUUUUGUA